AUGUCGUAUUUAUUAGCCACACUUGUCGCCGCAGUGCUGCUCGGUUCUGAGGCUUUGGGGAAAACUGUGACGGGACGUUUUAAGAGCGAAGCGGCGAGACAGCAGAAUGGCCAGUUCAUCACUAAAUUCAUGUACCAAGGUGAUAAUGGUCUGUUGGUGUGCAGGCUGGACAACUCUGCUCUGGCUGCUGAGAAGGAGUCCAGGCUGCUGCUGUAUCAGGAUAUGGACUCCACGCUGGACAACCUCAGCUGCUCUGAGAGGCUCGCUAAAGCUGAGUUCUCCAUUUCUCUCAGUCAAGACGAACACAACCAGACGAUCCCUCGUCAGUUCUCUCCUACAUCGUGGCGGGCCCUGUAUGCUGACAGAUAUACAUGUCAGGAAAGUGCAGUGAUUCCUGCUCAUGCUGAUCUCAGUUUUACCAUCUUGCUGUUUAACCCUGACUCAGCUGGGAAUCCUCUGGAGCACUUCAGCGCGGAGGAGGCAGGUCUUCACAGUUUCUACUUCCUGCUGCUGCUGGCCUACUUCAUCGCCUGCUGCAUCUACAUCCAGCCUCUGUACCAGGCUCUGAGGAAAGGAGGUCCCAUGCACACCGUCCUCAAAGUGCUGACCACGGCGCUGGCGUUACAGGCCUGCUCCGCUCUCUGCAACUACAUCCACCUGGCCAGGUAUUCCAGAGAUGGUACUGGUAUUCCUCUGAUGGGCAGCCUGGCAGAGUUCUGGGAUAUGGUGUCCCAGGUGUCCAUGCUGUACAUGUUACUGAGUCUGUGCAUGGGCUGGACUCUGAGCCGAGGCAGGAAGCCUCAGUCCAGACCUCUACAGUGGGAACAGUCUCCGGCAUCCACGGCUGUCGCUGUAGGUGGAGUUGUUAUACAGGGCGUGUUGCUGCUGUGGGAGCAGUACUCCGAGACAGAGAGUCAACAUCACAGCUACCACGCCCAGCAGAGUCUGGCAGGUCUCCUCCUCAUGGCUCUGAGAGUGGGCCUGGCCCUCCUGCUGGCCUCUGUCCUCUACCAGAUCAUCUCCACCGAGAGGAGCACCCUGAAGAGAGACUUCUACCUCUGCUUCGCUAAGGGAUGCUUCCUGUGGUUCCUCUGCCAUCCCGUCCUCUUCCUCAUGUCGGUCAUCUUCAACGAGCACCAGAGGGAGAAGGUGGUGACUAUCGGCGUGAUCCUCUGCCAGUCCAUCUCCAUGGUGAUCCUCUACCAACUCUUCCUGUCUCGUUCUCUCUACUGGGAGGUCUCCUCUCUCUCCGCUGUGUCUCUGCCGCUCACCAUGUCCAGGACGAACCACAGAGGGCGCUACUGAGCGCAUCCACUGUCACACACACAAUCCAGGGAGAGCACACUGUGACACGGAGGCUUCACUCCCGCUACCUGCCACUGUGUGCGAGGUGGGAGACCUCCUGAGCACGAAGACAGGAAGUGCUGUAACACUGCAGGGACUGUUCUCCUUUACUGUUACUGUUUCCUGGGAGACAAGUAGUAGCCACUAGCAAGCAAGUCAACAGGGAACUACAGCUCGGGUCACUAAACGACCAGAGGAAGAUAUUUACAGUAACACCCUACCUCUAGAACCAACAUUGACAUUACUGAGCAGGAGGAGAGAUAUUUAAAGCAGGACGCCAGGCUUUCUGUGACACGCUGGAUGUCAGAACUAACAGCCAAAGUACAAUUUCAGAACAAAACACGCAUGAUGAAGCUGGAUUGCCAAGAUUCAGGAUUUUAGGAUGCAUCUGCACAUUGCAAACACUGACUCAUCAUCAGUGUCGCGGAGAGAUAAUUGUUUGGACCUCAAGGACACGGCCCAGGAUCAGGAUCAGAUCAGAGGGGUUUGUUGCAUCCGAGGAAACUUCUCUGCAAGGACACAAAUGUGCGUCUUUGUGCUCUUGGCUUCAGUCACUAUUACUAUAAGGGAAAAUACAAAGCACAGGGAAGCGUUACACCACUGAUUAGCUGUGGUGUUAGGGAUGCAGGAAGGGUUCUAGUCAUUCAAUGAAACUUGGAUCAGAUCGCCAAAGAGAGAGCUUGUAAGUCAGAUUUCAGUAAGGCUGUUGUUAUUCUGUGUUUUUCUUAUUGCCAACAAAUCCCAUGAAAAGACAAACACAACAAUCACCCUCACCUCACCUGAAGAGGUAAAUCUUCAGCAGCAACUCAGUACUUUCUGACCUCUCAACUACAAGUCCAACAUGUCAGAAAUAUAUAUUUUCAUUUUCAGAAUCAGCUCAGUAAUUUCCAACAGCUGGGCACUGUAGUUUUUUGUAAAUGUUAGUUAAACUGGAGUAAAUGCUGCAUUUGUUUGGGACUACUUUCAGCUGUGGAUGGAUACACAUUUGGUCUCAAAUGCACAGUUUAAACAGAGUCUCUUACCUUUAAUUACACUACAUUUUCUCCAAAAUAAGUUCUCAUGGUGGUCCAUUAAAACAGGAGGGACUUUGCCUCUUGAAACACUGUAGGCUCUGGUCUUUUCACAGGAUUUAUUUACAAUAAGAGAGCAAAUUAACAUGCGUUGAUUGAUGGAUCAGUAUGUGGUAAGAUUGAUAUGUUACUCUGGAUGAACAGAUGGAGGUGGAGAGUGAACUGGAUGGACUUACAGAUGGAUGUACUGAGGGAGGGACAGAUGGAAGUGUGGAGGUGGUUACAGUAUGUCAACAGGUAAAGUCUCCGAAAUACAAAGGAUGAGUGCGCUUCUGUGUUUGCACAUGCAAAGUGAGCCAAAAAAUCAGUGUGUGCUCCCUUUAUUUCUUUACGCUUGACAUGAGUUUACGAGCUGACAGCAUGUGAAACCUUGAAAUCAUAUGAACUUCAUGUAGCUGGAGACACACUGCAUGACAUCUUUUUUUAAUGUUUUAUUUUCCAUUCACUGCACCCUGAGCUGGAGCGCUCUGCCUGGGCCAAUGAUAUUCCUGAUUACACACUUACAGCCCGGUGGGAACAGACCUGCGGGUUCAUUUAGGACUGACAUACAGAAGAAAAUAAAAUUCCACUUCUGACAGCUGACGUAAUAGGUGACAUAUUUAUUAUUCGUUGUGUAUUUAUUUCUUUAAAGUGAAUGUAGGUGUGUUAUCUGGGCAGUAUGUACUGUAUGCACUGUACUGUCUAUUUUAUUCGACACUAUGACACUCCUUGUCUACUUGGGAAACAACAAAAUAUUUGGAACAACAUUUAGUCCUCAGAUUGUUUCACAUGGAUACGGUUCAGGUUAUAUUUGUUUUAAAAACAGGAAAACAAGUUCUGUCCAGUCAUUCCAUUUUUUAUUUUUGCAGUAUUCACACUCCAGUGUCCAUAUGUCACAUGUAUUUAUUUUCUAUACAACCCAGCCUGUGGAAAUUUGGGAUCUGUGAUCAUUACAGCUGUAAUAAAGCAAAUGUAAUAAAAUACAUUUUGAAAUAACGUAGCUAAUCUUAAAUGCUUGUCUUCUGGCUAAUGUUCUUCAUGAUGUUAUGCUGGUUUCAUUAUUAGAAUAUACACCAGAGUCAUGGGGCUGUUUACUUAAACUAUGGAGGCAAAAAAGAGGCACAAGACACAACCACUGAAUACUUAAUAUUGAAAUGUAAACACCAUUGAAUUCAUAACAUUGAUUUUUUUUUUUUUUUUACUUUGAAAACAAAACAUGUACCUGAAUUUAUUUCUGCUGAA
Molecule: messenger RNA, 3635 nt
Organism: Epinephelus lanceolatus (giant grouper)
Lineage: Eukaryota; Metazoa; Chordata; Actinopteri; Perciformes; Serranidae
Gene: gpr180
Product: G protein-coupled receptor 180
Biological process (GO): G protein-coupled receptor signaling pathway; response to pheromone
Source: RefSeq, a predicted model, not a curated record